Molecule: messenger RNA, 3048 nt
Organism: Prorocentrum cordatum
Lineage: Eukaryota; Dinophyceae; Prorocentrales; Prorocentraceae
Source: the annotation of a GenBank genome assembly
AGCCACUUUGUGGCUUAAGACACAAUUCCGGGUCGCGGUACAAUGUCGGACUGGGAAUUAUGCGAGCCCGGAGGCGCAGGCAUCGUGCUCCCCCUGUUUGGGGACGCCGAGCAGGACUGGCCGAGGGCGUUACGCAUCGUCCUCUAUUUGCUCGGCCUGGCAUGGUUGUUUCAAGGUGUGGGGGUGGUAUGCGAUAGUUUCAUGGAUUCGAUAGAGCAGAUCACUUCACGGAAGGAGAGACGGUUCGACCGCCAGAGAGAUCGGUACGUCACCGUGGUGGUUUGGAACGCCACCAUGGCCAAUUUGACGCUCAUGGCGCUGGGCUCUAGCGCCCCAGAGAUCCUCCUCAGCGUGAUCGAGACCUUCUCAUUGGAGUUCUUCAGCGGGAAGCUGGGGCCAUCUACCAUCGUUGGCAGUGCCGCGUUCAAUUUGUUGGUCAUCACCGCCAUAUGCAUAGUAGCCAUUCCAGACAACGAGGUCAGACAUAUCAACGAGACGUCUGUGUACGCGGUCACUGCCACGUUCUCCGUAUUCGCAUACGCAUGGACGGUCUUCGUUUUGAAGAUUACAUCCCCGAACGUGAUUGAGCUAUGGGAGGGGGUCGCUACGUUUCUCAUGCUUCCGCUCCUACUAGUCCUCGCCUAUGCGGCUGACAAGGGCCACCUGGACAAGUUCUUCUCCAAGACGGGGGUCCAGCAGCCCACUGAGCCGAAGGCUGUACUCGAUCCCGGCAUCUCUAGAGAGGACCUGGCCGAAUUGGAGGCGAAGGUGCGCCAGACGCACUCCGCCGAGAACCUGUCCAGCAGGCAGGUCGCCAAACUCUUGCAGUUCUACUACGCGCAGCCAACGACGCGCGCCGGGUACCGACGCAUGUCCAGAGUGAGGACGAAAGAGAGGCUCCCGGGGGGGCGGACAGCGGAACAACAGAACUCGACAACUUUCAAGAAGAACCGCGUGGUGCCUGUGAUGGAGGGUAUCAAGGAGGAGAUGGUGGCGGGGACCGGCGAGACCGGAGACGCCGCCGCCGCCGCCUCACGCCUGGCCGCCGGCACGCCGGACUCCUCCAAGGAGGCGGCCCAGACGGUGCUGGACGUCAAGGAGCAGGACGCCGCUGGCCAGCGGCGCGCCCCCGACGCGUCCUCGGCCGCCUGGCCGCAGCAGGCUGGCACGGGGGAGGCGGGCGAGGCCAUUUGCCCACCGGCGCCGCUGCCCCCGCAGCCGCCGUUGCCCGGGCACGCCACGCCGGCGCUGCCGGAGGAGGUGGAGCCGCCUCAGCUGCCGCGCCGCCCCUCGAUGGCCUCCCCCGUCGGCUUCGAGCUCCAGCGCGUCGCGGUGAUCUGGGGCACGCGGGCCGUGCGGCUGGGCGUGACGCGGAGGGAGGCUCUCGACGACCCGCUCUCCGUGGCCUUCAGAACCCGCGAGGGAACCGCCAAGGCGUCCAUCGACUUCGUGCCCACAGAGGGCCGGCUAGAGUUCGCACCCUCCCAGGGCGAGGGGCACAUACUCAUCGAGCUGACGGCGACCAGGCCGUCGGGGGAGAACCAGGAGUUCCACGUGGACCUGCUGAACCCAGAAACCGACUUGCUGCUGUCCACCGUCAGCGUGGUGAGCCUCGUCGAUGACGAGCCAGGGAUGCUGCAGUUCCAGAACACCGCCAUCAAGGUGGUCGAGGGGGCCGAGGAUUCCGAAGUCGACAUCGUGGUCGAGAGGUGCGACGGUUGUGGCGGCAAGGUCGGUUGCAAGUAUCACACGGAGGACUGCAGCGCCGUAGCUGGGGUCGACUACGAGGCCGCCGAGGGCGUCGUCGAGCUGGAGGCCCACCAGACCUCGGCGACCAUCACUCUGAAAAUCAAGAGGAGGGGCCGCUGUGAGCGCACCGACAUGCUUCGGCUGGUACUCAGCGACCCCAUCGGUGGCGCCCGGUUCGACCCCCGUGGCGACGGGGGGUCCGAGAGUUGCAUAGCGUAUGUCAUUAUCGAGCCAAACAAGGAACAGAGCGCACGCAUCAACGGCAUCUUGGAGGUGAUCUCCAGCAAUUGGCAGAAGGCCCAUCCGAAUCACAGCAGCUGGCGGGCGAAGUUUGUGGAGGCGCUGCAGGUGGACCCAUCGUACGAGAGCGACGGCGAGGAUGGGGAGCAGUACGAGUCCCCGUCGCCCUGGGAACGCUUCCUGAUGUGGUUCACUCACAUACUCACGCUCCCAUGGAAGCUGCUGUUCGCCUUGGUACCUCCUCCAGGCUACUGCGGCGGUUGGGCAUGUUUCUUCGCCUCGCUGUUCGGGAUCGGCUGUGUCACGGCGGUGGUAAAGGAUAUGGCUGGCCUGUUGGGUUGCGUGAUGCGCAUUCCGGACGAGGUCACCGCGAUCACGUUAGUGGCGCUUGGGACCUCGUUGCCUGACACUUUUGCCUCGAAGACGGCGGCCAUGCAGGACCCUUUUGCCGACGCCUCCAUCGGGAACGUUACUGGUAGCAACUCGGUGAACGUCUUCUUGGGCCUCGGCUUGCCCUGGAUGAUCGGGUCGUUGUAUUGGGUCAUCGGGGGCACCGACGCGGGCGUCGCCGAGUGGAACCGCAGAUACGGGGGCAGCAACCCCCCGAGCUGGGCGCGCGACUUCCAGAGCGGCGCGCUAGUCGUGGAGGCAGGCAGCCUAACCUUCUGCGUCAUGGUAUUCACCUGCUGCGCCUUCGCAUGCAUCCUGAUGCUGUGGAUUCGGCGGGUCACUGUCGGAGGAGAGCUCGGCGGGCCGGUGCGCUUGAAGUACGCGUGCGCCGCAUUCCUGCUCCUGCUCUGGGUGCUCUUCGUGGGCCUCUCCUCCUUCGAGAUGCUGAGGGCCAAGUAGCGGCUUUUUCCUUGCGGCGGACGGGGGGGGGUCCUCCUUGUGUGCCGUGGUUGCCUCUGCUAGUGAGCUUGUUCUCCUUUGAUGUCCUCGCUCUCCUUCUCCUCCUUGUUCCUCUCUUGUGCUUGUCUUCUUUUCUUCCUAGGCCAAACCCUUUGUGACUUGGAACUUCUGGGCGCGCUGGCUCUCAGGUGCUGCAUCCUCGUGAAGGAA